Mesoplodon densirostris (Blainville's beaked whale) is the source of this 2883-nucleotide messenger RNA. RefSeq names its product mitochondrial tRNA translation optimization 1 (gene MTO1). The record is from RefSeq and is a predicted model, not a curated record. Gene Ontology annotation, biological process: tRNA wobble uridine modification; tRNA methylation. Bases 96 to 2240 code for a protein of 714 amino acids. Gene Ontology annotation, cellular component: cytosol. Gene Ontology annotation, molecular function: flavin adenine dinucleotide binding. The transcript is spliced from 12 exons. Lineage: Eukaryota; Metazoa; Chordata; Mammalia; Artiodactyla; Ziphiidae.
AACAAGAUGGCUGCUCCCUGAAGACUCUCUUCUCCAAAAUGUUUGCCCCUCGCUCGUGUCAGGCUCCGAGUUAAAGACUCGGCCUUUCUCCAACCAUGUUCUCCUUCCGAAGCUGUGGUCGCUGGGUCGCGGCUUCACUCACCAAACAGCACCAUCCGUCUUCCCUGUUCAGCGGUGACAGCGCGGCGCCCUGGACUCCGCACUUCGACGUGGCAGUCAUUGGCGGAGGACAUGCGGGGACCGAAGCCGCUGCCGCCGCCGCUCGGUGCGGCUCCCGGACUCUGCUGCUCACGCAUCGAGUGGACACCAUCGGUCAGAUGUCCUGUAAUCCUUCCUUUGGUGGCAUUGGAAAGGGGCAUUUAAUGAGAGAAGUUGAUGCCUUGGAUGGCCUGUGUUCUCGAAUCUGUGACCAGUCUGGUGUACAUUACAAAGUAUUAAACCGGCGCAAGGGACCAGCUGUUUGGGGUCUGAGAGCUCAGAUUGAUAGGAAACUUUAUAAACAGAACAUGCAGAAAGAAAUUCUGAAUACACCGCUGCUGACUGUGCAGGAGGGAGCUGUAGAAGACCUCAUUCUUACAGAACCAGAGCCUGAGCACACUGGGAAAUACCGCGUCAGUGGUGUUGUUUUGGUGGAUGGAAGUACAGUGUAUGCGGAGAGUGUGGUUCUAACUACUGGGACGUUUCUGAGAGGCAUGAUUGUAAUUGGAUUGGAGAUGCAUCCAGCAGGACGUUUAGGGGAUCAGCCUUCCAUAGGGUUGGCUCAGACUCUGGAGAAGUUGGGGUUUGUGGUGGGAAGAUUGAAGACUGGGACUCCGCCCCGGAUCGCCAAAGAAUCCAUUAAUUUCAGCAUUCUAAACAAGCAGACACCAGAUAAUCCAUCCAUACCGUUCAGCUUUAUCAAUGAGACAGUGUGGAUCAAGCCAGAAGAUCAGCUGCCAUGUUACUUGACUCACACCAACCCUCAAGUGGAUGAGAUUGUCCUUGAGAACCUUCACCUUAACUGUCACGUUAAGGAAACUACAAGAGGACCCCGAUACUGUCCCUCCAUUGAAGCAAAGGUUUUGCGUUUUCCAAACCGUCGACAUCAGGUUUGGUUGGAACCUGAAGGAAUGGAUUCUGACCUCAUCUACCCACAAGGGUUAUCUGUGACACUGCCAGCUGAAUUACAAGAGAAAAUGAUCACAUGCAUCAGAGGCUUCGAGAAAGCUAAGAUGAUUCAGCCAGAUCUUUGCAUCUCUACCUUGAGGCAAAUCCACUGUUUUUACUACUUUUUACCAUUUAUCCUUUGGCCAGGCUAUGGUGUUCAGUAUGAUUACUUGGACCCCCGUCAGAUCACUCCUUCUCUCGAGACUCAUUUGGUGCAGCGGCUCUUCUUUGCUGGACAGAUAAAUGGCACGACUGGUUAUGAGGAAGCUGCAGCUCAAGGUGUGAUAGCUGGAAUCAAUGCAAGUCUUCGGGUCAGACACAAGCCUCCUUUUGUCAUUAGCCGAACAGAAGGCUACAUAGGAGUCCUGAUCAAUGACCUCACCACGCUGGGUACCAACGAACCAUACCGCAUGUUUACCAGCCGAGCUGAGUUCCGCUUGUCACUGCGUCCUGACAACGCCGAUAGCAGGCUCACGUUCCGAGGGUACAAGGAAGCUGGUUGUGUGUCCCAACAACGAUAUGAAAGAGCUACUUGGAUGAAGUCUUCUUUAGAAGAAGGCAUUUCUGUGCUAAAAUCCAUUGAGUUUCCAAGUUCUAAAUGGAAAAACUUAAUCCCAGAGGCUUCUAUAAGUAUUGGUAAAAGUCUACCCCUCAGAGCUCUCGAUGUUCUGAAGUAUGAGGACGUUGACAUGGAGUUGUUGGCCAGGGCUGUCCCAGAGCCCUUGAAGAAGUACACCCGAUGUGGAGAGCUCGCCGCAAGACUGAAGAUAGAAGCCACAUAUGAAUCAGUGUUGUUCCAUCAGCAACAAGAAAUAAAGGAAGUUCAGCGAGAUGAAGCUCUCCAGCUGCCAGAAGACCUGGAUUAUUUGACUCUCAGGGAUGUGUCUUUGUCCCAUGAAGUUCGAGAGAAGCUACAUUUCAGUCGCCCACAGACGAUUGGGGCUGCCAGUCGUAUACCUGGAGUGACACCUGCUGCCAUCAUCAAUCUGCUCAGAUUUGUGAAGACCACUCAGCAAAGACAGGCAGCUAUGGAUAGAUUGCCCAAAACUGAUCGUUUAUGUAAUACAGACAAACUUGAAGACAGACAGUUAUAGCUUUCUAUUCAUAGAAGACUUUUAAUCAAUACAAGAGUAUAGAUAGGAGAUAAGAUGUAUUUUUUUUAGCUUACUAUUAGUAACAAAGUUUAUUUACCUAAUUAAAUCCAAUCUAAUCUUAAUCGCUCCUGACAAUGUACAAAAUUCUUUUCUCAAAGUUCCCUUUUUUCACAAACGUUUUAUCACUUUUUAUAUCCAUAUGAUUUGUCCCUUAGUUUUCCCCAUCCAGAAACAAACAGCUCUAGGACAAAAUUAUUAUCAUCAUUUUUCCUCAACAAAAAUAUCUCCAUUCUUGGGCUUCCCUGGUGGCGGAGUGGUUAAGAAUCCGCCUGCCAAUACAGGGGACACAGGUUCAAGCCCUGGUCUGGGAAGAUCCCACAUGCCGCGGAGCAACUAAGCCCGUGCACCACAACUACUGAGCCUGUGCUCUAGAGCCCGUGAGCCACAACUACUGAGCCCGUGUGCCACAACUACUGAAGCCCAUGCACCUAGAGCCCGUGCUCUGCAACAAGAGAAGCCACCGCAAUGAGAAACCCACGCACCGCAACCAAGUGUAGUCCCCGCUCGCUGCAACUAGAGAAAGCCCAUGCACAGUAACAAAGACAAAAUGCAGCCAAAAAUAAAAAUAAGUAAAAUAUAAAGU